GCUCUACGAUCCUGCCAAUUGCUGGCUACGAUGUUAGCCGUCUCAGGAGUUGCGGGCGUCCGGGCCAAGCUGGACCCCAAUCCCGACAUCGAGCUCAAGACCGAUGAACUGAUAAAGAAGUAUGGCUAUCCUUUCGAGAAGCACACCACCAUCACCGAUGAUGGAUACAUUUUAUGUCUUCACAGAAUCCCGUAUAGUCGUGGAAAUCAUGAAAAUUAUUGCUCGAAGCGGCCACCGGUUUUACUCAUGCAUGGCCUUGGCGGCAGUUCAGCUGACUGGAUCCUAAUGGGACCAGGAAAUUCUUUAGCCUAUGCUCUUGCAGAUAUGGGAUAUGAUGUCUGGCUUGGGAAUAAUCGAGGCAACAUCUAUUCCAGAAACCACACCACUAUGGAUCCUACCCAUCGCUACUUUUGGGAUUUUAGCUACCACGAGCUGGGCAUUCACGACUUGCCGUCGAGUAUCGACUACAUCUUAGCUAGGACGGGUCGACGCUCGCUCUUCUACGUGGGCCACUCGCAGGGCACGACCCAGUUCCUCGUGAUGGCCUCGCAGAAGCCUCAGUACAACGGCAAGAUUGCGCUCGCGACCGGCCUCGCACCUGCGGCCUUUACCGGCUAUCUGCGCGGUCCUAUUACGCAACUCACCAAGCUGACAUACUUUGGCGUGUGGGUAGGGGAGAAUUUUGGUUAUCCAGAACUCGAGUCCCGCUCUCGGUGGGGUAAAUUCAUUUCCAGACUAUUCUGCCAAAGUGCCGCACCAACGCAAAUUUUCUGCAGUACCAAGUUCUACUUGCUAGUUGGAUUUAGCCAUGAAAUUGAUCUUGAUAAAUUUCCAGUCAUACUUGGGCAUAUACCAGCUGGUGCCUCUUGGAAGCAACUAAUUCAUUAUGGCCAAGGAUACAUUAACCCUGAUACUUUUCGACCAUUUAAUUAUGGUAAUAGCAAGAAAAAUAUUCUACUAUAUGGAUCGUCAAUACCACCACCAUAUAACUUAGGGGCUAUAACUACACCAGUUGCAUUUUUUAGUAGUAAUAAUGAUUGGUUAGCUACACCUAAAGAUGUUGAAUUAUUAACUAAUAGGCUAAACAGCGUUGUUUACCAUCAACGGAUUUCUGCCAAUUUAUUCAAUCAUUAUGAUUUUCUAUGGGGACGAACAGCGCCGCAGCUAGUUUUGGAACCUUUGAUACAACUUAUAGAACAAUAUCGAUAUAUACAUUAAUAUUUAUUAAGUAAAUUAUUAUAUACCAACAUGUGUUCAACAACAUUAUUGU
Ceratosolen solmsi marchali is the source of this 1270-nucleotide messenger RNA. RefSeq names its product lipase 1. Gene Ontology annotation, biological process: lipid metabolic process. Gene Ontology annotation, molecular function: hydrolase activity, acting on ester bonds. NCBI's taxonomy places the organism in Eukaryota, Metazoa, Arthropoda, Insecta, Hymenoptera, Agaonidae. The record is from RefSeq and is a predicted model, not a curated record. Bases 31 to 1218 code for a protein of 395 amino acids. The transcript has 8 exons.